CAUAACUAGUUACGUGACUGUGCUGGUUACUUCUGCACUCACCCAACUUGUUUACAGCAGUGUUUAUCGCUGUCUCUGUCUAAACACUAUUACGGGUCAUUUUUAUAUAUGAUCAUCACCAACCCAUUUAACAUGUAUAAUGAAAAUUCAGGGCCGGCCUUCGCACCACGGGUGAAACGGGGACUGCGCGACACCGACCGUGGAGACGUCGUCAGCAUGGCCGCCUUGCAUGCAGCGAAGCGAGCGCUCAGGAAGGAGAUCAAGACACGACUGGCCGCGAUAGGCGCAGAGGAGAAACGUCGACAGUCUCGUAUCGUUACACAGAAGCUACUCCAACAUCCGAAGUACGAGAGCUGUUGCAGGAUUGCAGUGUUCCUCAGCAUGCCGGAUGAGAUCCACACAGAGGAGAUCAUCGAGGACAUCUUCCAGAAGGGCAAGGUGUGCUUCAUUCCCAGGUACCUACCCAACAGCAGCCACAUGGACAUGCUGAAGGUGACCGAAGCCAAAGACAUUCAGUCUCUGCCAGUGACGUCGUGGAACAUUCGCCAGCCUGGAGAUGAGGAGCAGGGAGAGGAGGCGUUAGCCACAGGGGGCCUGGAUCUAAUACUGAUGCCCGGAUUGGGGUUCGACAGGGGGGGCAAUCGGCUGGGCCGCGGGAAGGGCUUCUAUGACACUUACCUGGGGCGGUGUGCCAGUCACCCCGGGGGCAUGCCCUACACCAUCGGCCUGGCCUUCAGGGAGCAGAUAUGCCCCCAGAUCCCGGUGCACGAUGGCGACGUUCCCAUCGACGAGGUUCUGUUUGAGUAGGGCUCCGGGGCAGACGGAACUGGCUGUGGCAGGAAGAGCGUCGAGUAACUGCCCCUUUUCAUUAAGUGCCUCUUACAUGUUCCAGUGAGUUUUUCACUCUCAUAGCUGAAAAUGCCGUUGUAAUUUGGCCAGACCGAACAGCGCCAGAACCUGUGAAUUAGGCUACCUGGCCCACUUUGAUCUCACUGAUUUUCAAACAACCGAUAGGAAUGGAGGUGUUUUACAAACAUUGACCAGAUUAAUGUAGUCUACAUGUGUUUGUUCAUUUAGAAUGUUCUGUUUUUCAUGUUUUAUGUGUACAUUUUUAAUGUCAUGCCAUGUGAAACUUACAGUCAAAUCAUCCAGCGUUAAUUUAUUUGGUAAAAUAAAGGUCCAUCCAUUUUUGAAUUGUU
Messenger RNA from Paramormyrops kingsleyae, 1199 nucleotides. It is a transcript of the gene mthfs, whose product is annotated as 5,10-methenyltetrahydrofolate synthetase (5-formyltetrahydrofolate cyclo-ligase). Lineage: Eukaryota; Metazoa; Chordata; Actinopteri; Osteoglossiformes; Mormyridae. Gene Ontology annotation, cellular component: mitochondrion. Gene Ontology annotation, biological process: tetrahydrofolate interconversion; folic acid-containing compound biosynthetic process. The record is from RefSeq and is a predicted model, not a curated record. Gene Ontology annotation, molecular function: 5-formyltetrahydrofolate cyclo-ligase activity.